AUGCCCAUUCAUGGCCUCAAACCCCUGCAAGGGCCUGCGAAGCCUGCCCAUUUCGAUAUCGAGAAAGUGAUCCGGCCUAACAUUCUUUCUCUCCACCCAUACCGCUGCGCGCGGGACGACUACCAGGAAGGCAUCCUCCUCGAUGCGAACGAAAAUUCCCUGGGGCACUCCAUAACGAAUGACCCAGCGUCCCUCGAUGCACCAGAGCUGGCAUCCACACUGGAGCUCAACCUCCAUCGCUACCCUGACCCGUCCCACGACGACAUCAAACGCCGCAUCGCAGAGCUGCGGGGCAUCCCUGGGCCAGACCACGUAUUCCUGGGCGUCGGGUCUGACGAGGUCAUCGACCUCCUCAUGCGCGUCUGCGUCGCCCCCGGCACGGAGAAGAUCCUGAUCACGCCGCCGACGUACGGCAUGUACGCGGUGUGUGCGCAAGUCAACGAUGUGGGGGUUGUGAAAUGCAGUCUUGAGCUGGAGGGCACGUCUGGCGAGGGCGGGGAUGGGGGGAGAUUCAGCGUGCGGGUCGGAGAGAUCAAGGCAGCGGUCAGCGCUGACCCUUCGAUAAAACUCAUAUUCUUGUGUUCCCCAGGGAACCCUACUGGCACCCUAAUCUCACUCUCAUCGAUACGCGAAAUCCUUGACUAUCCCGACUUCAAAGGCAUCGUCGUCGUCGACGAGGCCUAUAUCGAUUUCGCAGGAGACCAUGCGAGUGCCGUUGCUUUGGUGCAGGAAUACAGCAACCUAUGCGUCAUGCAGACACUCAGCAAAAGCUUUGGGCUCGCGGCUAUCAGACUAGGGAUUGCAAUCGCCCAACCACCGCUCAUCCAGGUUCUGAGCAAUACGAAGGCGCCGUACAACAUCUCCACGCCCACAGCCCAUCUCGCGCUAUCUGCGCUGUCCCCACCAUCGGUGGAGUCCAUGCGUCGGAAAAUCAGCACGCUGGUCGCAUCGCGCGGGAAGCUGCUGGCUUCGUUAGCCGCGCUCGCCCCCCUGGGUCUGGGGCACUCCAUAGGGGGAAACGACGCCAACUUCGUCGUGGUCCCCGUGUUUGACGCCCCCGGAGGCAAGCCGGACAACACGCGCGCGCAGAAGGUAUACAAGUCCCUCGCGGAGGAGAACGGUGUCGUCGUCCGCUACAGGGGGAGUGAACCGGGCUGCCCAGGGUGCUUGCGGAUUACCGUGGGCACAGAGGACGAAAACGAGACCCUGAUACACAGGCUCGGCGAGGUGCUGAAGCGAAUAAUAUAG
Messenger RNA from Pleurotus ostreatus (oyster mushroom), 1248 nucleotides. It is a transcript of the gene HIS5, whose product is annotated as histidinol-phosphate transaminase. Gene Ontology annotation, molecular function: pyridoxal phosphate binding; L-histidinol-phosphate:2-oxoglutarate transaminase activity. NCBI's taxonomy places the organism in Eukaryota, Fungi, Basidiomycota, Agaricomycetes, Agaricales, Pleurotaceae. Bases 1 to 1248 code for a protein of 415 amino acids. The record is from RefSeq and is a predicted model, not a curated record. The transcript is spliced from 3 exons. Gene Ontology annotation, biological process: L-histidine biosynthetic process.